Molecule: messenger RNA, 312 nt
Organism: Guillardia theta CCMP2712
Lineage: Eukaryota; Cryptophyceae; Pyrenomonadales; Geminigeraceae
Exons: 2
Coding region: 1-312 (103 amino acids)
Source: RefSeq, a predicted model, not a curated record
AUGAAGGAAAGGCAGACUGUAUCUCAACAAGAGUGCGACAAAUCUUUCAAGAGUUUCAAUAAGAAGAAGUCAGAGAUCAAACGUCAACUAACGAUGUUGAAAGAGGAAGAAGAAAAGCUGAUUCGCAAAUCGAAAUCGGAGAUCGAAAACAUCAAAAAAGAAAUCCAAGAUCAAAUCGUGAUUUACAGGCAGCGAUGGCAGCAAAUGGAAGAAGAUCAUAAGAAGCUGGAGGCAGACCUAGAGAAAACUCUAGCCGAAAAACAGAAGCUUGUUCACAUCAUCACCACCAAGAUGCAACAAAUCCGUGCUUGA